AUGGGCCAUACACCCAACCUCUCUCUCCCCGCUCUCCUCCUCUCUCCCUUUCACGCAUACACAAUGGGUAAAUGCGAUAUUGCCCAGCGCACCCUCGUGCUGACUAUGAAAACGCUUGGUAUGGAACCUCGGCAGAUCUCUGAUAUCACGGAUAUCCCUACGGUCACCAUAAACACCAUCUGGAAUCGCGCAAUUGAACGUGGGUUUGACCCUAGACGGCAACCUUUAAUGAUUACGGAUGCAUAUGUGAUUGACGCACCACGCUCUGGUCGUCCAAAAAAACAAACAUCUGAGGUAUCAGCUAUAGCAUUAGCUAAUAUUCGUCGCGAUCGCUACGGCCGAGAGAAACCAUGUGCUGAUAUUGCCGGUGAAAUUAGUGCUGAGAUGAAUAUUAGCAUAUCAAUUAUCUCGAUCUGGCAAAUUCUGAACAACCAGGUUUCAAAAACAAAUUCGACACGCAAACCUGGCUUAAUAGCUCGUAUGCGCAUAGAACGACUAGCCUGGUGCCUUACACAUCGACACUGGACACUGGAGGAGGAUUGGAAGAAUGUGAUUUAG
Penicillium soppii is the source of this 558-nucleotide messenger RNA. RefSeq lists its product as uncharacterized. Bases 1 to 558 code for a protein of 185 amino acids. Lineage: Eukaryota; Fungi; Ascomycota; Eurotiomycetes; Eurotiales; Aspergillaceae. The transcript has a single exon. The record is from RefSeq and is a predicted model, not a curated record.